ACAAACCCAAAGCACAAAAAUUGUAAACAACAAAAAUGGCCGCCGUUAAACUGUGCAGUGUUGCAGUGAUUUUUUGUAUUUUUAGUACGAGAUAGAAAAGUCCUUGUUGUGUGGAUUGUGAGAAAGGCAAUGCCUUCAUAGAAAAAACUCUUCAUGUAUGCCUUUAAGGCAUACCUACAUACACAUUUUAAAUUUCCCGCUUUUCAUUGUUUACAAGAACAACCAAGACUCAUCAUCUAGCCACAGUGAAUGUAAUCUAAUAAAAACUGACAAUAAAGAUAAUAUAAUGAAAAGAGCUGCUGCUAAAAAACUAAUAGAAAGAUAUUUUUAUCAGCUAACUGAUGGAUGUGGCAAUCCAAGUUGUAAUAAUAAAUGUUGUGCUUCUAGUGGCAAUGUCUCUACUCUCACACCCAAUGAAGCAGCAGCUCAAGCAAUACAAUUAUUUUCAGAGGACGCUACAUUAUGUGAAAGACAUCCAAAUAAAAUUGCAAGGACACAAAUACUAGGUUCUAAAACUAAAAUAAAAAUCGAUUCCUUACCAACAAAUGAAAUUCUAUUAGCUAAACGUGAAUUUAAUAGUGUUAUAAAUAGAAAACUAGGAACAGCAAAAACAUUAUUUUUGAAUGAAAAUAUACUUAUGGACCUUAUUGCUGAUUGUAAAAAAAAAGAAAACUUUUCUCCUCUUAUAAGGACCCUUGGAGAAAUAUUUAGUAGCAUUGAAUGUUUAUCUAGGAGUUUUUUACAAACCGAUAUUUUUUCUGAAACAAACACAAAUAAGUCUAAAACAGAUGUUAUAAGCGGACUUGACAAGGAAGCUGUUAGGUCUUUGGAAGGAGAAAAGGAUAAAGAUGAGGAUUCCUGUACUGAACUUAGUAAAAAUUCAAUACCUCCUGUUGACAUACCUUCUUUAAGACGCUGUUAUUCAGCGAUUCUUGAGCUUAAUUCUUCUAUUUAUGAAAAUACCCUGGUAAAUGCAUUAGUCACUUUGGCUGGCAACCUUCAAAUGGAGUUACCUACAAGAAAAGAUAAAAUGAAUCAUGACGAUAUUUUAAAUGUCUUAAUUAUAGUAUUUGAGAUACCAGUAUUAGGUUCUGGUGAUUUUUUAGAAACCGCCCUUCCCGCUAUUUGCAGGGCAUCCCAAUGCCUUAAUGUAGAAGUUAUGGCUAAAUUAGCAAGAACCUGGUCCAGGCCUGAUAGAUCAAGUUUACGGAAUAUUUUAGAAAAUUUACAACAACUAAUAACCUUAAGAGUAAUUGUGUCAAAUUUUCAUAGAGAAUUUUAUGUACAAAAUGAAAAUGUCAUUACUUCAGCAACAAAAUUAAUGAAGAUAUUAUAUUAUGCAAAUAUGUUGGCCGGAGUACUUGAGUCGUCAGAAUUAAGAAACAUCGAAGAUAUAAAUUCAUCUAUGGAUGAUUCCUACUUGGCUAUUAAACUAAAUACCUCAUCUGAUCCCUUGGCAACAGAAUUAGGAAUUAAUAUUUUGGACUGUAGAAAGCCAUAUUUGCCAUUCUCAGAUUUUUAUAACGAACCAUUAAGUGAAGCCAUUGAAAUGGAUAAGGAUUUUGCCAACUAUAAAAGUGAUCACGGGAAAUUUAGUUUCAUGGACUAUCCAUUUAUUUUGACUCCGGCUACAAAAAUAAUGGGACUCUAUUUUGAUAAUAGAAUACGUAUGUAUUCAGAAAGAAGAAUCAGCAUUUUACAAGCUAUUACAGGGCAGCCAUCAUCACAUCCUUAUCUAAGGUUAAAAGUUAGAAGGGAUCAUAUCAUAGAUGACGCACUUGUAGAGUUGGAAAUGAUAUCCAUGGAUUAUCCAAAUGAUUUUAAAAAACAAUUGGUAGUGGAGUUCGAAGGUGAACAAGGAAUUGACGAGGGUGGCGUUUCAAAGGAAUUUUUUCAAUUGGUCAUUGAAGAAAUAUUUAAUCCUGAUUAUGGUAUGUUUACUGUUCAACCUGACAGCCAGACUGUUUGGUUUAAUCCAACAAGUUUUGAGACCGAUGCUCAAUUUAUACUUAUUGGUAUAGUACUUGGAUUAGCUAUUUACAAUAACGUUAUAUUAGCUGUUAAUUUUCCUAUGGUAGUCUAUAGAAAACUUAUGGGAAAAAGAGGUUCCUUUGAAGAUUUACAAGAUUUAAAUCCGCCUCUUUACAAUAGUUUAAAAUCAAUGCUCGAUUAUAACAAACCCGAUUUUGAGGAUGUGUUUAUGCAAACAUUUAGAAUAAGUUACACAGAUGUUUUUGGAUCCCUUAUAACAUAUGAUUUAAAAGAUAAUGGAGAUGAAAUAAGUGUAACUCUAGAAAACAAAUAUGAUUUUGUUGACCUUUAUUCAAAUUAUUUGCUGAAUAAGUCAGUGGAAAAACAGUUUUUUGCGUUUUAUAAAGGUUUUCAAAUGGUGGUGGACGAAUCUCCACUAGAAUUGCUCUUCCGUCCAGAAGAAAUCGAAUUGCUUAUAUGUGGAAGUAAGAACUUUGAUUUUGAUGAAUUAGAAAUUUCAACAGAAUAUGAUGGUGGAUAUACAACUGAAACACAAAUUAUUAAAGAUUUUUGGUCUAUAGUGCAUGCAUUUACACUAGAUGACAAAAGAAAGUUAUUACAGUUUACUACUGGUUCUGAUCGUGUUCCUGUUGGGGGUUUGGGAAGAUUAAAAUUGGUAAUUGCUAAAAAUGGACCCGAUUCUAAUAGGCUACCCACUUCCCACACGUGCUUUAAUGUUUUAUUAUUACCCGAAUAUGCAUCAAAAGAAAAACUCAAGGAUAGACUCAUUAAGGCAAUUAAUUACUCAAAAGGUUUUGGAAUGUUGUAAAUUAAACAUGAUUUUUAGUGUUAUAUUUCAAGAUUUAUUAAAAUUACAUCAUGUGUAUUUAAUUUAAAAAAAUGUACGUUAAUGUUAAUAAAUAUAAUGUAUUUAAGCUGUUUUUAUAAGUCCAAGUCUGCGUGUACUUAAUAAAGAAUAAAGUUUAAAUAAUAA
Brassicogethes aeneus is the source of this 2965-nucleotide messenger RNA. Lineage: Eukaryota; Metazoa; Arthropoda; Insecta; Coleoptera; Nitidulidae. The record is from the annotation of a GenBank genome assembly.